Messenger RNA from Entamoeba dispar SAW760, 3123 nucleotides. RefSeq lists its product as uncharacterized. The record is from RefSeq and is a predicted model, not a curated record. Bases 1 to 3123 code for a protein of 1040 amino acids. The transcript has 2 exons. Lineage: Eukaryota; Evosea; Mastigamoebida; Endamoebidae. Gene Ontology annotation, molecular function: helicase activity.
AUGUUAAGUAGACGAGAUUGUGAGUUAGAAGAAAGAAGAAAGAAAAUGGAUAAAAUGAAACAACACCUAGUAAAGAAAAAGGGAAAGAAGUUAGCAUGUUCUUAUUUAAUUUCCAUCACCAAAAAAUAUCAAGAAAGUAAAGAAGAAUAUUUAGAAAUGAGAAACGAAUUAAAGAAUGAUAGAAACAUGCUUCUUAAAACAUUUCCAGAGAUAGCAGAGAGUAUUGGUAAAGGAUUUAUUAGAGAAGGAUGGGGAUGUCUUCUGAUGAAUAGUAGAAUUUGGGAGAGAGUAAGUCAAGGUCUUUGGAAAGAUGAAGAAAAGAGUAUUUUAGAAGUGAGUGAUGUCAUCACCAAUUCAAUCAAAACACACUCUAUUCAAAACAACAUCACCAGAAAACCAACAAAUGUAUUUCAUGGAAGGGUUAGUAUUGUUAAUGAAGGUGCUGUUAUAAUAGAUAACUAUGAAGUUGGUCAAUCUGUUUCUUGUGUUAAACAAGAUUUAGUUGAUAAUAUUGAAUCGCAAUUCCCAAAAGAAAAAACAAAUAAAAAAGUUAAAGAUAAAUAUUUAACACUUAAAGAUUAUGUUCAGACAUACUUAUAUCUAUCUAUAGUUGAAAAGAAAGAAGAUCGUAGAGUAGUUGAAGUUGAAUUAAGACAAGAAAAACAAAAUAUUAAAUUUGAAAAGCAAGGUACAUGUACAGUUGUGGAGAUUAACCUUUAUAAAGCUAUUGGAGGUCUUCACGUAGAAGACGAGGUGAUCAUUAGUUGUGGUGGGUUAAAAGGAAUGAUUAGUGACACAAAUUCAAUAGAAAUAAAACUAUUUCCAUCUUUAAUCUUUAAAUCAUCAAAAUGUGUAUUUGGAGGAAACAUUACUUCAAGUAGAGGUAAAACAGUUACUGUUCAGUUAGAUGAUUUUCUUUUUGGAACAGAGUGUAGGGAUGAUGAGACAGGUCAAAUUACUUGGAAAUAUCCAACAAAUGAGAAAAAAUGGAAAUAUGAUGAAAAAAUAGUGAAGAAAACAUCAUUAUUUAGGAUUUAUUUUUUUACUAAUGACAAAAGAAAUCCAUUUAUUAAAACACUUGAAGUAUUACAAGAAAGAGAAGUUGAUGGGUAUUAUUCAAAGAUACUGUGUUGUAACAUGUUUCAAACCCUAAAAACAAAUGAUACAAUAACUUAUGAUGAAAUAUUAACAGAUAAAUAUAAUAUUCCUAAUUUAUCUAACUUAAAUGAUUACCAAAUUAAGGCUAUUUACAAUGCUCUAAAUGAAGAUAUCUCACUUGUAAUAGGACCACCUGGAACUGGUAAAACUACAGUUGCUGUUUCAAUUGCACAAUAUUUGAUUUAUAACAAACAUAGAUUUUAUAAUAGAAAUAGAGCUGAAAGAAGACUAUUAGUUUGUGCAUCAAGUAAUAAUGCUGUUGAUGUUAUUUGUUCAAAACUUAUUGAAAAAGGAAUUCCAACAAUUAGAAUAGUUGCAGAUGAACAAUUUGAAAACUGUAGUGAUAAGAUACGAGAACAUUCAUUAUUAAAAAAAGCAAUAGAAUUUACAGAAAAAAGAGGAAUUAAAAUGGUGUCAAUAACAAGUUAUGGUCAGAUUAUUAUUAAUGACCCAGUUUUAGAACAAAGACAUCCAUUAGAGAAACAAAGAAAAAAUACAAAAACAGGUAAUAGUUUAAAUGAUUUGGGUGAUAAAUUUGAUAAUGUUUCAGAUGACGAAUUAAAAACAGUUAAUAUACGAGAGUUACUAAAGAAAAAAUAUAGACAAUAUCUAACAGAGGAUGAAAAGAGAAAAAAAGAAAUUUAUCAUGAAACAUAUUUAUCAGACCCAAGAAAUGAGAUGAAUUAUGGAACGUUUAAAAACUUUGUCAAACGAACUAAUCCAGAUUUACAAAAAGUUUUUGAUAGAGUCAAUCAAAAAAUAGAGCCCAAUGAGAAUGAGUAUAUUAACAAAUUCAUCUCAGAUUAUUUUGGUGAGAUAUUAAAUGGAAUAGAAUGUGUUUGUUCUACACUCACCAUUUGUACUCGUUCAACAUUAUUAAAACAAAAAUUUUUUGCAUCUAUUGUUGAUGAAGCUGCUCAAUCUCUUGAACCAGAAACAUUGGCUGGAAUUAUUAAUGUUAGAAAAGCAGUUUUAAUUGGAGAUAUUCAACAAUUACAACCAACAUGUCUUUCAACUGAGGCUAGAGAAGCUGGAUUCCAAAAAUCAAUGUUUGAACGAUUUAUGGCAAAUACACAAAUCAAAAGAACAAUGUUAAAAACACAAUACAGAAUGCAUCCAGCAAUUGCAGAAUUUUCAAAUAAAAUGUUUUAUUCUUUUAAAUUAGAGAAUGGAGUGGAUGGUGAAGAUAGAUUUGAUGAUAGAAUUAUUAAUUUCUUCCCAGAUUAUACAAAUCCUAUAAUGUUUAUUAAUUGUGAUGGAAGAGAACAAUACGGAAGUAGUGGAACAAGUUAUAAUAAUGAAGGAGAAGUUCUAAUAAUAAAACAGAUUGUUGAUGGUUUAUUGAAGAAUAAGGUUAAAGAAAAUGAAAUAGGAAUUAUUUCACCAUAUCAGGCUCAACAAGAACUUAUUUCUCAAUGUGUUUCUACAAAAAUUAAAGUUGCUAAUAUUGAUGGAUUUCAAGGAAAUGAAAAAGAAUAUAUUAUUUUUUCUUGUGUUAGAUCAAACCAAACUCUUGGAAUUGGAUUUGUGAAUGAUUAUAAAAGAUUAAAUGUUGCAUUAACAAGAGCUAAAUGUGGACUAAUAGUUAUUGGUAAUAUUCAAACAUUAAUAGGAUCUAAAGUUUGGAGUAUGUUGGUUCAUCACUUUUACUUGAGAGAUGCUUUAUUUGAAUUGAAAGGACAUGACUUUGUUCGAUAUAAUGUUGAAGAUAAUGAAAAAUUCAAUUAUCCAUUAGAAGACUCUCCAUUCCAAGUUCAAUAUGAAGUUGAUGACUUUAAAUUAAAUGAAAAAACUCAAAAAAUUAAUCAACCCACUCAAGUCAUCCCAGAAACUUUACUAAAACUCCAAAAUCUUAAAAUUAAAGCAACGACCAACAACAAUGAUAAUCAAACAUUUAAGGAAACAACUCCAUGCACUGAAAGAUCUAGUGAACAACAAAGUAAUGAAGGGUGCUAUGUGUUAUAA